AUGACUAGCGGCGUGAAGCUUCCCAAGUUACGACUUCAAACUUUCAACGGCGAAGUCAGCGCGUGGCAGAGCUUCUGGGAGCAGUUCGGUCGUGCUAUUUACGAAAACGAUAGCAUUCCACGAUCGGAAAAGUUUCAGUACCUGCGCAACCAUGUAACCGGACCAGCGGCGGCGGCUAUCGCUGGGCUCCAGGCAACUGAGGCCUGCUACGACGAUGCCAUUGAAAUCCUGACACUGCGCUUCGGUGAUAAAGGAAGGAUCGAGCAAAAUCAUCUGGCGAAGCUCCGAGCACUGCCUCCUGUUGCCUCCGCGAAAGACACGAAAGGCCUUCGAAAGAUGUACGAUCACGUCCAGACGAACAUCCGAGGUCUGAAACGGCUCGGCGUGGGAUCGGCAACGUACUGCACGAUGAUGUCCGAUAUCCUCCUAAAGGCCUUGCCGAGCGAAGUCGUCGUAAAUUAUCACCGGCAGCAGGCAAGCAGCACUGCCUACAGGUCAACGGGAGAAACGCAAAACAGUCCGACUUCACUGACUUCACCAGCAGUGCAGGAAAAAGGACACUCUGUCAACGGACCACUUUCCACCCGGAGCGCUUCAAGGCCGCCCUCUUUUGCUGAUGCCGAAGAUGAGCUCGCCGAUAUUCUAAGCUUCCUUCGGAUCGAAGUUGAGAGUAGGGAGAGAGCCGGAGUAGUAGAAGAACGGCAAGAGACGCAGAAGAAAAGGACUGAAAGACCCAGAAUGCCAGCAGCCUCUGUGCUACAUGCAAAUAUCACAAGCCCCUGCUUCUUUUGCCGGUCCACAAAGCACGCAACAGAAGUAUGUACUGGCGACCUCACGUUAGAGGUGAAGAAAAGGAGGCUGGAGCAAGAAAACCGCUGCUUCACACGUUCCACGUCACGACCGCAACGUCGGCGACUAGUACAAGUAUGGUUGCACAGCCAAUACGGCCAAGAAGAGUGCGUCAUCGAGGUCGUCGAGGUACCCUUCAUCUGUAAGGACGUUGUGCAGGUACCCGUCGACCACGAAUUUGUUCGCCGUAUGAUGAAAAACGGCCGUCGUAUUGCGGACAUGCUUCUCUCCCCUCUGUCCACUGCUGAAGAGGGCAUUUCCCUUCUGGUCGGCUCAGACCAGUUGUGGCGAGUGAACGGUGACCAAGUGCUGCAUUGCAAGGAAAAUCAGAAGCUGGUAGCUAUAAGCACCAUUUUUGGCUGGACCUUUCAAGGCCCAGUGUCAAACCACAGCUCUCUCAAAGGCAGCGCCAGCAGCAUGGUAUGCGUGCUAAGAACGGAAUGCUUCACGAACGAGGACGUCGGAGACAUCCUGCGGCGUUUUGGGGAGCUAGAGAGCAUCGGAAUUUCUGACCAGCCCUCCAGCAAUAUGGAAGAACAGAACGAACUGCUGAACGAGUUCAACCGAACAAUACGGAAAGUGAAUGGACGGUACGAAGUCGGUCUACCGUUCAGGGUCGGCGCGGGAGAACUGAGGGAUAACCGCACGCUGGCAUUGAAACGUCUUGAGAUGGAGAAAAUCCUGAACUUCGUCACGUGCAGUGGGACGACGAAGCGCUAUGUACUCUGUGCAUCAGCUAGGGUUUUCGACCCGUUGGGACUCCUUGCUCCGUUCGUCCUACGAAUCAAGGUUUUGUUUCAAGAAAUCUGGGAACGAGGAAUUGGUUGGGACGACGAUCUAACGGACGACCUACUGGUGCAAUGGCGGCGAUGGUGCGCAGAACUUCCACAAUUAGAAGAGAUAGUGAUUCCUCGCUGCAUCGUGAAGACGCCAAGAGAAGUCAUAUGUUCUCUCCAACUACACGUCUUCUGCGACGCAAGUCCGGUGGCCUAUGGCACUUGUGCCUACCUGAGGGCUGAAGGAGAAGAUGGGAAGAUAGCGCUAUCACACUUCACUGGAUCCGCGGGUCAGCAACUCAGUGGAAGCCCUUUGUGGCAAAUCGAGUGGCAGAGCUCCAAUCUGGAGGGUCACCUUCUACAUGGAAGCACCGCCCCGGACAAGAAAAUCCAGCAGAUUUGA
Messenger RNA from Ixodes scapularis (black-legged tick), 2028 nucleotides. RefSeq lists its product as uncharacterized. The record is from RefSeq and is a predicted model, not a curated record. Lineage: Eukaryota; Metazoa; Arthropoda; Arachnida; Ixodida; Ixodidae. Bases 1 to 2028 code for a protein of 675 amino acids. The transcript is spliced from 3 exons.